CGCGCUCGCCGCACAGCUCCGGCCGCCCAGCCCAGCCCCGAGCCCGGCCCCGGCGGCCGCAGCAGCGUCGGUUCCCGGCAGGCACACGGAGAGCCGGGCGCACACGCGGGAGCUGCGGGUGGCAGAGUAGCGUGGAGCCGCCCGGCUGCCGCCCUUCCCUCCCCGGGGCCCGCACCUCCGCUCGGCCGCCGCCUCCCGGGCGCAGCGCGCACCCGCCCACCGGGCCACCGGGCCACCCACUCACCCACCCGGCAACAAAGUUGCCACUGCUGCCCCGCGCGCGCGCGCACGCCCCGCGCCUCGGCCGAGCCAACUUUCCGAGCCCACGCCGCCCGGGUCCCCGCGGUCCUCUCCCCCCCACCCCCCGGCGCGCGCGGGGCAGAGCUUAGGUGGCGGCGGCGGCCGAGGUGGCGGCGAAAGGGGCGGCGGCGGCGGCGGCGGCGGCGGCCGCUGCAGCCUCACACUCGGUCGCCAAGCUGGACGAGCGACGGAAGCCCGAUCCCAGGAGGAUGGAGGAUGAAGCUGUCCUGGACAGAGGGGCUUCCUUCCUUAAACAUGUGUGUGAUGAAGAAGAAGUAGAAGGCCACCACACCAUCUACAUUGGGGUCCAUGUGCCCAAGAGCUACCGCAGAAGGAGACGUCACAAGAGAAAGGCAGGGCACAAGGAGAAGAAGGAAAAGGAAAGGAUCUCUGAGAACUACUCAGACAAAUCAGAUGUGGAAAAUGCCGAUGAAUCCAGCAGCAGCAUCCUCAAGCCACUCAUCUCUCCUGCCGCAGAACGCAUCCGAUUCAUCUUGGGAGAGGAAGAUGACAGCCCAGCGCCUCCUCAGCUCUUCACUGAACUCGACGAGCUGCUGGCUGUGGAUGGACAGGAGAUGGAAUGGAAGGAGACAGCGAGGUGGAUUAAGUUCGAAGAAAAAGUGGAGCAGGGUGGGGAGCGAUGGAGCAAACCCCAUGUGGCCACCUUGUCGCUGCACAGCUUGUUCGAGCUGAGGACGUGUAUGGAGAAAGGCUCCAUCAUGCUUGACCGGGAGGCAUCUUCUCUGCCACAGCUGGUGGAGAUGAUCGCUGACCACCAGAUUGAGACAGGCCUACUGAAACCUGACCUUAAGGAUAAGGUCACGUAUACUUUGCUUCGGAAACACCGACAUCAAACCAAGAAAUCCAACCUUCGGUCCCUGGCUGACAUCGGCAAGACGGUCUCCAGUGCAAGUAGGAUGUUUACCAACCCUGAUAAUGCCCGCAGCCCGCUUGAGAACUCAAUGCCCUGCCUAGCAAAUUGCACCUUGGACGAUGACCCCCGAUUGCGGCGCACUCCCAGCGUGGGAUGGCUCAGUAGCCCAGCCAUGACCCAUAGGAAUCUGACAUCCUCCAGUCUGAAUGACAUUUCUGAUAAACCAGAGAAGGACCAGCUGAAGAAUAAGUUUAUGAAAAAACUGCCACGUGAUGCAGAAGCCUCCAACGUGCUUGUUGGGGAGGUUGACUUCUUGGACACUCCCUUCAUUGCCUUUGUUCGGCUGCAGCAGGCUGUCAUGCUGGGCGCCCUGACUGAGGUCCCUGUGCCCACAAGGUUCUUGUUCAUUCUCUUAGGUCCAAAGGGGAAAGCCAAGUCCUACCAUGAGAUUGGACGAGCCAUCGCCACCUUGAUGUCUGAUGAGGUGUUCCACGACAUCGCUUACAAAGCGAAGGAUAGGCACGACCUGAUUGCUGGCAUUGAUGAGUUCCUAGAUGAAGUCAUUGUCCUUCCACCUGGGGAAUGGGACCCCGCCAUUAGGAUAGAGCCUCCAAAGAGCCUCCCAUCAUCUGACAAAAGAAAGAAUAUGUAUUCAGGUGGCGAGAAUGUUCAGAUGAAUGGGGACACGCCUCAUGAUGGAGGACAUGGAGGAGGAGGACAUGGCGAUUGUGAAGAACUACAGAGGACUGGCCGGUUCUGUGGUGGAUUAAUUAAGGACAUAAAGAGAAAAGCACCAUUUUUUGCCAGCGACUUUUAUGAUGCUUUAAAUAUCCAGGCUCUUUCGGCGAUUCUCUUCAUUUAUCUGGCAACGGUGACCAACGCCAUCACUUUUGGAGGUCUGCUCGGGGAUGCCACUGACAACAUGCAGGGAGUGUUGGAGAGUUUCCUGGGCACGGCUGUCUCUGGAGCCAUCUUUUGCCUUUUUGCGGGUCAACCGCUCACCAUCUUGAGCAGCACGGGACCUGUUUUGGUGUUUGAGAGACUUCUGUUUAAUUUCAGCAAGGACCAUAAUUUUGACUACUUGGAGUUUCGUCUUUGGAUCGGUCUGUGGUCGGCCUUCAUGUGUCUCAUUCUGGUGGCCACUGAUGCCAGCUUCCUGGUUCAGUAUUUCACUCGUUUCACAGAAGAAGGUUUCUCCUCUCUGAUCAGCUUCAUCUUCAUCUAUGACGCUUUCAAGAAGAUGAUCAAGUUAGCCGAUUACUAUCCCAUCAACUCUGACUUUAAAGUGGGUUACAACACUCACUUCUCCUGCGCUUGCCUGCCGCCCAACCCAGUUAAUCUCUCAGUAUCUAAUGAUACCAUGCUAGCCCCAGAGGACCUGCCAACUGUUUCUUCCACUGACAUGUACCAUAAUGCUACCUUUGACUGGGCCUAUUUGUCGAAGAAAGAAUGUUUGAAGUACGGAGGAAAGCUUGUGGGAAACAACUGUGAUUUUGUUCCUGAUAUCACACUCAUGUCAUUCAUCCUCUUCCUGGGCACUUACACCUCGUCUAUGGCUAUGAAAAAAUUCAAAACCAGUCGCUACUUUCCAACCACAGCAAGAAAACUGAUCAGUGAUUUUGCCAUUAUAUUGUCCAUUCUCAUAUUCUGUGUAAUAGAUGCUCUAGUAGGUGUGGACACCCCAAAACUAAUUGUGCCAAGUGAGUUCAAGCCAACAAGUCCUAACCGAGGCUGGUUUGUCCCACCGUUUGGAGGAAACCCUUGGUGGGUGUACCUUGCUGCUGCUAUCCCGGCUUUGUUAGUCACCAUUCUGAUUUUCAUGGACCAGCAAAUCACGGCUGUGAUUGUGAACAGGAAAGAACAUAAGCUCAAGAAGGGAGCUGGGUACCACCUGGAUCUGUUUUGGGUCGCCAUCCUCAUGGUAGUGUGCUCCUUCAUGGCUCUUCCCUGGUAUGUGGCAGCUACUGUCAUCUCCAUUGCUCACAUUGACAGUCUGAAGAUGGAGACCGAGACUUCUGCGCCUGGCGAACAACCGAAGUUUCUGGGAGUGAGGGAACAAAGAGUCACUGGAACGCUUGUGUUUAUUCUGACUGGCCUUUCGGUCUUCAUGGCUCCCAUCUUGAAGUUUAUCCCUAUGCCUGUUCUGUAUGGAGUGUUCCUGUAUAUGGGCGUGGCCUCACUCAAUGGGGUGCAGUUCAUGGACCGUCUCAAGCUGCUUCUGAUGCCCCUGAAGCAUCAGCCUGACUUCAUCUACCUGCGCCACGUCCCCCUCCGCCGAGUCCACCUGUUCACCUUUCUUCAGGUGUUGUGCCUGGCCCUCCUCUGGAUCCUCAAGUCAACAGUGGCUGCUAUCAUUUUUCCAGUCAUGAUCCUGGCACUCGUAGCUGUCAGAAAAGGUAUGGACUACCUCUUCUCCCAGCAUGACCUCAGCUUCCUUGAUGACGUCAUUCCAGAAAAGGACAAGAAAAAGAAGGAGGAUGAGAAGAAAAAGAAAAAGAAGAAAGGAAGCUUGGAUAGUGACAAUGAUGACGAGAAAGAUCAUCAACAUUCCUUGAACGCCACACAUCAUGCUGAUAAAAUUCCUUUCCUUGAGUCGCUGGGUAUACCAAGUCCUCCUAGAACUCCAGUGAACGUUGUGCCUCAAAUUAGAAUAGAACUUGAGCCUGAAGACAACGAUUAUCUUUGGAGGAGCAAGGGAACAGAAACCACAUUGUAACCUGUGUGUCUUUCUCAAAACUGAUAGUUCUGUUGUUAACUGUUCUAAUUUUUUUUCCUUUUUAUGUCUAUGUAUCUUAAAAUCUUUGUUCGGUCACUGGCUGAAUAAUACAGUCACUCUCUCUGCUUCUGUCUUGCAUAGGUAAAAUCAAGACAAUACCGUCCCUUUUCUUAAAAAAAAAAAAUGGCAACUGAGGGGUCGCAUUUCUGUUUCCAUGCAUUCAGGUGUGUCCUCUGACCUGUAAAUUCCUGUCACUCAUGACACACAGAAACCACCCCUGUCAAGCAGAGAUCAAAAGCAUUAAGGAAAUUUGCACCACCUUUUAUGAAACUAUUGAAGGAACUUACAACCUAAGCUUCGAGCUGUGCUUCCUGGCUUGGCUCUGUCUGGUAAGGCAGCCCUUGUACUGCAGACAGAAUCCCUUCUUGCUUACAGAGCCCCCAAGACUGGAAAAGUGCUGCUACCAACCUGCCCUUGCUCGCCAACCCUGAUCUUAGAGUUAUCAAAAGCUGAAAACACUAAAGGUACUUUGCUCCCUGUAGAGAAACCUUUGCCACCUUUGUAGCAAGUGCUGGAAUGUCCCUUUUCCUAUGCAACUUUUUUUAACCCUUUAAUGAACUUAUCUGUUGAGUACAUUGAAGAAUAUUUUUCUUCCUAGAUUUUGUUGUUUAAAUUAUGGGGCCUAACCUGCAACUUAUUUUUUUUGUCAACUUUUUAAACUUUUUUUUAAUUACUGUAAAGAAAAUGAAUUUUUUCCUGCAGCAGGAAACAUAGUUUUGAGUAGUUCUACCUCUGACCUGUAGCUGCCAGGCUUUCUGUAAAAAUUGUAUUGUAUAUAAUGUGAUUUUUACACACGUGCGUGCAUACACAUCCACGCGCGUGCUCUCACGCACACACACACACACACACACACACACACACACACACACACACUAGGGUAAGCCAGAAGGCUAGAACAAAUGAAAAAGAAAAACAAAACACCAUGUUUCUAAGAAUCUGUUGGGUCGUUGGUUUUUGGGUUGUUUUCUUUUUUUCUCCCUUUCUUCAAAAUAAAUGUAACUGUUCUGUGAAGGAAUUUGGGGAGGAGAGAGAGAAACGUGGAAGAAGGGUAACUUCUGUUAUAGUGAUGGUCAUGCUGGAACAGACUCUGCUGUGUUACAAUAUUGAUGUCCUACGCAGUAUUGUUAGGGAUUUCCUCAUCUGAAUAAUUUGUGUGUUUGUACACGGACUCUGUGUGUGGCUGUUGCUCACUUGUGCAAAGCCAGAGAAAGAAUGAGAGCAGACAGAGGGCAAAGUUGUCAAGCUCCUUGUGUCCAUUUUUAUAAAACCUCAACCACUCAUGAGAAAUCUGUCGGGGGCCAAAAAAAAAAAAAACAAAAAAAAACAAAAACAUGUAUCGUGUAACUUCAGGCGAAUCUAUCUUAUCACUCAGAUAUCAACACCAACGUCACAGAUACAGCGGUCCAUACCUACAAUACGAAAGCCAUCAGAAUGUCAACAGCCCAGUCACACAGCUACAUACGUGGAGUAGGUGUGCACCAUAGAUCUGCAAAGAAAGCUUCAAGUGCUCAUUGCCACGCGCUCAGAGGGUAGGGUUGUUAGACCACUUAGGCUAUAUGUGUGUGUGUAUGUGUGUGUUCCGAUACGCCAUGUUGAAAAUUAGACCUUUGUUAGCCAAAUUGAGUGUGGCAUUUGAUUGCAAGGUUUCUAGUAAGCUACAUCAUAUGCUACACGGAUCAUAUAAUAACAGUUUAGAUGUGGAAUCCAUACUUUUAGACUUGCGGAACAGCAGUUGGGAUACACACUCCCUGUAAUAGGUUGCUGGAGGAUAAUAGAACCACACACUGGUUCUGGGGUGUGUUCUUAUGGACACCCACUUUCUUACGUUAACUGAAAUAUAAUUCUGCCCUCCUGAAAAUUUGAGGAUAACGAUCUUAUUAUCCUAAGUUAACUGUUAAUGGUCAUAGCGUUCGGUCAUCUUGAAACCUUAGAUUUUAUAGAAAUUAGGCAUGAAUUGACCCCAGUCUUUUUCAUUAAAAUGAUAGCAGCAAAUAACAUGUUGUCUGCUAACAUCUCAAGUGAUACAUUUUUUUACAUCACAUUUGUAUUCAGAACUGUCCUUAAAAAUGAUUAUUAUGCGGUAUCUGGCUUUCUAUUGAACCUUGUACAUUUUUAGUGAUAGAUCCAUCAGUGAAAUGUUUAAAAGCAUGCAUAGCAAAUGCAGUCUAACCAUGAUGUUAAAUCAAAGCCGCUUGGAUCACGUUUAUGAAAUCUCUGGUUUUAUAUAUAUAUAUAUAAGUUUCAAAUUAUGAAUCAAGUUUAUGUAGGGAUUCAUGAUCCUCCUCUUACUUUUCAGAGAGCUCCUGGAGUAAUUUAUCAUUUCAGUGUUUGAGGAGCUCUUGAGGUUCUCUCUCGCCAUUUAUGGUCCCUCGUCUGUGGCUGGGGUGGGUGGUUAGUGUUCACGGAAUGAACACAAAGCCACCCCUCACAUCUGCUGCAGGCACUCUCAUAACCACUGUAGUUCCCAUGCUAACAGGCAGAACACCAAACCUCCAUGGCCUCACCCCAGUGUCUGAAUCUGGCUGAAUUUGCUUAAUUGGUUGAUAGCUAAGCAGCUUUCAUGGUGGUUUUGUUUCUAUGUAAACUGGACACAAAUACAGCAAUGAAUUCUUUAAAAUGCCUUUCUACCCUUCCUCCCUGGAUGUGAACUUGGAGAUAAAUGUUUCUUGAAGACCCUGAGUUGUUGACCAGAAAUACUGUGGUUGUGCAAAACUGGCUGUGAGAGCAAGAUGGGCAGGCUGAGCCUGCCUAUCCUUGAAGCGUCGAAGCCUCCAGUUUGCAGAAACCCUUAAGAUACUUGUCUUUUUCUACUGUGUGCAGAAACUACUUGGAAUCCUAGCUGUUUUGUGUGUCAGAGGCCGUGUUGUUUCUGCUUCUUCUUCUUCUGGAAAAGUUGAGGGGUGGGGCUGGGACGUACUUACUUGAGAAGAGGCAAACUAAACCUCGCUCCUCGUCCCCAACCUAAGAGAAGCAGGGAGGGGUCUGCUGUCAAUAACUCAGCUUAUGUGCAUUUUGGGCACAUGUAAGAACACACACAGAGGAAAUCCUUUGUCAGCUAUGUGUUGCUGUUUAAUAUAGCAAAUGAUUGUCUUCCAUGUUUUUGUUUCUUUUUUUUUAAACUGUGUUAAAGUACUUGAAAUGUAUUGACUGCUGACUAUCUUUUAAAAACAAAACCAUUUGAGUUAUAUUACAAAGGUUGGCAUUGAUCAGGAAUGGGACAGAGUUUUCUUCACUCUUUUUCAUGCCGCUUCAUGAUUUUGGUGCAAGAACCUGAGAUUUUCUUCUUUAUAUUCUGGGAUAUUUCCCAUCUGCUUUCCCAGCACGACCAUGAAGCCCAGUUGGUACGAAGUGGCUGGGGACAGUCGGAAGACAGCAGCACUUCCCUGUCACAACAGCCUUGGGAGUUGUCAGAUGACCCCGUGGAGCUUCAUGGCAGCUGGGAAUGAAAACCCUUUCAUAAUAUAUGUGAAUCUGGCAGGCUGUGUUUUAACCAGAGAUCUGGAUAGAUCUUAUUCCUGGCUCAUUUCAUUGUGCUCUAUGGAUACACACAAGAAUCCUGAAUUUUGUUUCCUAGGCAAAUACUGCAACUCAGGGCUAAAGUCACCCAAUGAAUCCUUAGAGCCUGAAGUCACUUUGUCCCAGGCCAACAAUGUACAACAAUUGCUGACUUGCCUCCUUGCAGCCAUUUUCCUGGCUGGCACAUAUCCGUACACAUCACUUUUCACAAUCAGUACGCACUUUCAGAUAUUCUUAUUUUUAUUCUCUUAAGUCUUUAUUAACUUUGGAGAAAUGAUGCUUCUUUUUAUUUUAAAUGAAGUAGAUCAACAUGGUGGAACAAAAUGAUAAAGAACAGAAAACAUUUCAAUAUAUUACUAAUAAUUUUUUUCCAAUAUGAAACCUAAAAUUCCUAUAACAUAGUAUUUUGCAGUUUUAUGAAGCUUUCUAUUGUGACUUUUAUGGAAUUAAGAGAUGAAGAAGAUGAGAUAUUUUAGCAUUUAUAUUUUUCAAAAUUAAAUGUAUACUUAAAAUAAAGUAACUUUAUGCA
Meriones unguiculatus (Mongolian gerbil) is the source of this 7995-nucleotide messenger RNA. It is a transcript of the gene Slc4a4, whose product is annotated as solute carrier family 4 member 4. Gene Ontology annotation, cellular component: plasma membrane; basolateral plasma membrane. The transcript has 26 exons. NCBI's taxonomy places the organism in Eukaryota, Metazoa, Chordata, Mammalia, Rodentia, Muridae. Gene Ontology annotation, molecular function: sodium:bicarbonate symporter activity; monoatomic anion transmembrane transporter activity; solute:inorganic anion antiporter activity. The record is from RefSeq and is a predicted model, not a curated record. Bases 510 to 3890 code for a protein of 1126 amino acids. Gene Ontology annotation, biological process: transmembrane transport; monoatomic anion transport; regulation of intracellular pH.